AUGGACAUGGCUGUCAUGCUUUCCAGCUGCUCCAAGGUUGGGGUCAGCGGUGCCAGUCACGUAGGCCUACUCUCGUGCCCGCGCACCUGCCCAUCUGCCCAGCAGAUUCCGGCAGUCUCCCUCGACUCAAGGCCUGCGAGCGCCCCAGUCCCCGACGACGUCCCUGCGAGCAAGAGCGCCUCCCCAAGACCCCUGGAAAGGCCCCCGGGGCCGUGCACACCGCCGGGGCUGGAGGAGGCGCUGAGCGCUCUGGGGCUGCAUGGAGAACGCGAGUACGCUGGGGACAUCUUUGCGGAGGUCAUGGUGUGCCGCGUGCUGCCCCAGAGGGCCCUGCCCUGCACUGUGACCCCGGAGAUGCGAGCGCUAGUGGUGGACUGGCUGGUCCAGGUGCACGAGUACCUGGGUCUGGCGGGGGACACGCUCUACCUGGCUGUGCACCUGCUCGAUUCCUACCUGCGGUCAGGCCGGGUGCGCCUCCACCGCCUUCAGUUGCUGGGCAUGGCCUGCCUGUUCCUAGCUUGCAAAAUGGAAGAGUGUGUGCUUCCCGAGCCUGCCUCCCUCUGCCUCCUGGGUGCUGGCUCCUUCUCCCAGGUCGAGCUUUUGCGAGCUGAGCGCCGCAUUCUGAGCCGCUUGGAUUUUCGGCUGCACCACCCAGGCCCACUCCUCUGCCUGGAGCUACUGGGUGCGCUGGCAGGGAGCAACCCCCAGGUGAUGCUACUUGCCACCUACUUCCUGGAGCUGUCUCUGCUGGAGGCUGAGGCAGCUGGGUGGGAGCCUGGUCGCUGCGCAGCUGCUGCACUGAGUCUGGCGCACCGUGUGCUCGACGGGGUGGGCUCUGGCUCUGGACCAGAGCUGGCGCUUUAUAGCCCCUCGGAGCUGGGCCCGCUGGAGCUAUGCAUGGUCCGUGCCGCGCUCCGAGGUCCCGCGCCAGGCUGUGCUGCCAUCUUCCUCAAGUAUGCUCGGCCUCAACGUCAGGGUACCAGCCUCGCUGCCGCCCGCCUGCUCCGCUACAUCCAGCCCCGGCUGUCCUGAGUCCUGAGAACCCAGCAAAAAAGA
This is a messenger RNA of Phyllostomus hastatus (greater spear-nosed bat), 1056 nucleotides long. RefSeq names its product cyclin P (gene CCNP). Bases 1 to 1032 code for a protein of 343 amino acids. Gene Ontology annotation, biological process: mitotic cell cycle phase transition; regulation of cyclin-dependent protein serine/threonine kinase activity. Gene Ontology annotation, cellular component: cytoplasm; nucleus; cyclin-dependent protein kinase holoenzyme complex. The record is from RefSeq and is a predicted model, not a curated record. Gene Ontology annotation, molecular function: cyclin-dependent protein serine/threonine kinase regulator activity. The transcript is spliced from 8 exons. Lineage: Eukaryota; Metazoa; Chordata; Mammalia; Chiroptera; Phyllostomidae.